AUGGGCUCAGGCCUCAACGCAGCUGCACCAGAGUUCCGACCUGCCUCGGCACCUGUCACCAUUCCUGCCCUACCCGAUGAUCCCUUUGACCUCAACAACCCCUCUGAGGUCGCUGUCUCGCCCGAUGAAUUGGAGGAACUGGAGUCGGUCGAGGCUUGGGUGAACAUGAUGGCGCAGAUCGAGGAGCAGGAACACGAGCACCUGAUCGCGCUUGGCCUGAGGUAUGCUGACAAGCAGAAGCUGCACGAUCUCACGACGCGUGUGGCGGCCCUCAAGUACGGCCGCUCCAAGACCAGCCCCGGGCAGCAGACCCAGGCGCGCUGGGGCAAGCAGCGGGGCUGA
Auxenochlorella protothecoides is the source of this 342-nucleotide messenger RNA. RefSeq lists its product as hypothetical. NCBI's taxonomy places the organism in Eukaryota, Viridiplantae, Chlorophyta, Trebouxiophyceae, Chlorellales, Chlorellaceae. The record is from RefSeq and is a predicted model, not a curated record. The coding region runs from base 1 to 342 and encodes 113 amino acids. The transcript is spliced from 3 exons.